Neltuma alba is the source of this 1775-nucleotide messenger RNA. RefSeq names its product probable 3-deoxy-D-manno-octulosonic acid transferase, mitochondrial. Gene Ontology annotation, cellular component: plasma membrane. The transcript has 12 exons. Bases 26 to 1426 code for a protein of 466 amino acids. Gene Ontology annotation, molecular function: transferase activity. Gene Ontology annotation, biological process: lipid A biosynthetic process. The record is from RefSeq and is a predicted model, not a curated record. Lineage: Eukaryota; Viridiplantae; Streptophyta; Magnoliopsida; Fabales; Fabaceae.
GGCCACUUCGGAAGCUGACGGUCGGAUGAUGGUAAGCGGAGGGGCGCUGCUAUACAAGUUAUACAGGGCUCUGAGCUACGGUGUUUCACCGUUGGUUCACCUUCACUUGCGGUGGCGUCGAUUCCGGGGCCUCGAACACCCCCACCGCUGGCCGGAGCGUCUUGGUCAUCCUUCUCGGCCUCGCCCUCCGGGACCUCUCAUUUGGUUUCAUGCCGUUUCAUUAGGUGAAGGAAUGGCGGCCCUUCCUGUAGUCAAACAGUGCAUCCAGAGGAUCCCUAACUUAACCAUAUUGAUGACCACGACAACAAUGUCUGCAUUUCAAGUUCUAAACAAUUGGCUUCCGAAUGAAAUCAUUUUCCAGCUUGCACCAGUUGAUGCUCCCGCUUCCAUACAUUCCUUCCUUCGUUACUGGAAACCUCAAGCAAUUGUACUAAUGGAAAGUGAACUAUGGCCAAAUCUUAUUAUGGAUGCUUCCAAAAAUGGUAUAGCACUUGUACUGUUAAAUGCCCGGAUGUCAGAAAAAUCCUUUAAAGUGUGGUCAAGAUCAUUGCUUCUGCCAUUAAUUUCUUUAAUGCUAUCAAAGUUUUCCUUGAUUUGCCCAUUGAGUACAGCUCAGGCUAUCCGUUUUCAGCUACUGCAAGCUGCUCCUUCUGUCAUAAGCUUUUCUGGUGACCUAAAAUAUGUAAUAGAAGAUUUAGGAGUCAGUGAAGGACAGAAAAGUAUAGACAAACUGAAAGCACAGCUUUCCUGCUGCCAGGUUUGGAUGGCAUCCUCCAUUCAUAGGGGAGAAGAAGAAAUAAUAUUUGGAGCUCACAGAGUCCUCAUGCAACUACUGCCUAAUAUAGUCACUAUUAUUGUACCUCGGCAUCCAAGACAUGGACAAGAGAUUGCUGAAAAAUUGGAGAAAGAAGGACAGAAUGUAGCUUUGAGGUCUCAGAAUGAGGAGCUUAAGCCCGGAACGCAUGUUUAUGUGGUGGACACUUUGGGUGAGUUAAGACGCAUGUACACAUUGACACCAAUCGCUGUGAUUGGAGGUUCUUUCUUCCCUGAUUUUGCUGGUCAUAAUAUUUCUGAAGCUGCUGCAGCUGGCUGUGCUGUUUUGACAGGCUGCCACAUCGGGCAUUUCUCCCAUAUGGUGCAGGAAAUGCAACGACUGAACCCCUUGUCAGUCCUUCAGGUUUCUGGAAAAAUGGAGCUUGAAAAGGCUCUUAUCGAGCUCUUCGCAGAUGAAGCAGUUUUGGAAGCACGACGUAGGGCUGCAAAAGAAGCAUUUAAUCAUUUGUCCAGCGAUAUUAUUGCUAGAAUCUGGAGCUCGUUAGAAUUUCAUAUCUUCCGUAGGCUAUCGGCGGUGGGCAUCGAGAUUAACGCCAGACGCGACAAAAAUGAAGGUGAAAAUGAAAUCUCACCAAUUAACAGCGACUUCUGAUCUUCCGGAGAUUGAAGAUGCCACAAGCAUUCGGAUAACAUCUAUUUCUUCCCGAGACACAGGAAAUCGAAUGCAACCCCCCCUUUUUUUUAUUUUUUAUUUUUAGUGUGCCUCUGCGAUUUUUUCUCGACAUUCAUGGAGGAUCUGUGUAUAGCAUACCAGCUCAAGUAGGGUUUUAGUUAGUCAACAGGACUGGCCUCUAUAGGAUUCUUUCACCAUUGCGCUGUGAAAAGUUAAAAAGCAGAGCUUUGAAGUAAUCCCCAAAUGUUACCAACAGGAUGGAGCCUCUAUUUUACGAGACAGACAUGACGUUGGAGGUUCCAUUUUCUGUAGCUCGCACUUCUUUUAA